UCUAUAAAUACGAACAGAGGAGUAUCUUUUCUCCCCGGUCCGGCUUGCAGGUAAUCGGUUGGCUAGCUGGGUCGCUUCUUCUUCCCCAAACCAACAAUGGCGUCUUCUUUAACUUCCUCCCUCCUUUUCCUCUGCGUCCUCGCCGCUCCACUUUUUCCUUCCAAUGCUUACCCCACAUACGGCAGCCGUCACCCCCACCCCCACCCCCACCCCCAGUCUGCCUCUCACAACUACAGAGACGCCCUCACUAAGUCCAUCCUCUACUACGAGGGUCAGAGGUCCGGUAAACUCCCCCCUAACCAGAGAGUCACCUGGAGGAGAAACUCCGGCCUUUCCGACGGCUCUGCCGCGCGUGUUGAUUUGGUUGGAGGGUACUAUGAUGCAGGGGACAAUGUCAAGUUUGGCUUCCCAAUGGCAUUCACAACCACAAUGCUGUCAUGGAGUGUGCUAGAGUUUGGCGGCCUCAUGAAAGGGGAGCUCCAAAAUGCAAGACAAGCCAUUCGCUGGGCCACUGAUUAUCUCCUGAAGGCAACCGCUUAUCCCGACACCAUCUACGUCCAGGUGGGAGAUGCAAACAAAGACCAUGCUUGCUGGGAGAGGCCGGAGGAUAUGGACACCCCGAGGAGUGUAUUCAAGGUUGACAAGAACAACCCCGGGACGGAGGUUGCUGCCGAAACUGCUGCCGCUUUGGCCGCUGCAUCUUUGGUGUUUAGAAGGUGUGACCCUUCAUACUCCAAGAUCCUCGCCCGGAGGGCCAUAAGAGUGUUUGCUUUCGCCGAUAAGUACAGAGGCUCUUACAGCGAUGGGUUGAAAAAAGAUGUGUGCCCCUUCUACUGUUCCUUCUCUGGAUAUGAGGAUGAGCUAUUGUGGGGAGCUGCAUGGCUGCACAAGGCCACAAGGAACCCGGUGUACCUGAACUACAUUCAGCGCAACGGGCAGACCCUGGGGGCAGGGGAGACCGACAACACCUUCGGGUGGGACAACAAACACGUCGGAGCCCGAAUCCUUCUCUCCAAAUCAUUCCUGGUUCAGAGGAUCCAGACCCUCCACGACUACAAGGCCCACGCCGACAACUACAUCUGCUCGCUCAUCCCCGGCACCCCCCUCUCCCAGGCCCAGUACACCCCCGCCGGCCUCCUCUACAAGAUGAGCGACACCAACAUGCAGUACGUCACCUCCACCGCCUUCCUCCUCCUCACCUACGCCAAGUACCUCACCUCCGCCCGCACCUUCGUCAACUGCGGGGGUGUCAUUGUCACCCCGAGGAACCUCAAGGCUGUCGCCCGCAAGCAGGUGGACUACUUGCUGGGCGACAACCCGCUGAGGAUGUCGUACAUGGUCGGGUAUGGCGCACGGUACCCGCUGAGGAUCCACCACAGGGGAUCCUCACUGCCUUCCGUCGCUGUGCACCCGGCCAAGAUUCAGUGCGACGUGGGGUUCAGUGUGAUGAGCUCCAGCGCACCGAAUCCCAAUGUUCAUGUGGGGGCGGUCGUGGGCGGGCCGGACCAGCACGAUCAUUUCCCGGAUCAACGGUCGGAUUACGAGCAAUCGGAGCCGUCCACUUACAUCAACGCGCCACUUGUCGGAGCCUUGGCUUAUCUCGCUCAUUCUUGUGGACAGCUCUAGGCUUCUAGCUGAUUUGCUGUCUUUAAUUCGUGAUUAUUAUUAGUGGUCCGUAUUAUUAUGAAUUAAUCAUUAUUCUUAUGGAUCAGUGUUUGUAGUUAAGUAAGUAAUUAAUGUGUAUUUGACGGGUGGUGCGUUGGGCGCGAGGCACAAAGGAGGCUCGACCCCUAACCUUUGACCGUAUUGAUUGAGGUCACACCGUUUUAUUAUUGUGGAAUGUGGACUAGUAGGGUCUGUAUGUCAUGUGGAGUCAUCUCUUUACCAUGUUUCUGUACUGUAUUUGGUUAAUGAAAUGGGGAUGGGCGAAAUUUGUCUGAAAAUUCUUAAGUUUUGUACACGUCUCUAUAUUUCAUCUGCAUCGUUAUAUUUUUUUUGAAAGUAAGAUGACACCU
Messenger RNA from Cuscuta epithymum, 2015 nucleotides. The record is from the annotation of a GenBank genome assembly. Lineage: Eukaryota; Viridiplantae; Streptophyta; Magnoliopsida; Solanales; Convolvulaceae.